Eremomyces bilateralis CBS 781.70 is the source of this 2664-nucleotide messenger RNA. RefSeq names its product SPX-domain-containing protein. The record is from RefSeq and is a predicted model, not a curated record. Gene Ontology annotation, cellular component: vacuolar transporter chaperone complex; fungal-type vacuole membrane. Lineage: Eukaryota; Fungi; Ascomycota; Dothideomycetes; Eremomycetales; Eremomycetaceae. Gene Ontology annotation, biological process: microautophagy; polyphosphate metabolic process; vacuolar transport. Bases 190 to 2664 code for a protein of 824 amino acids. The transcript is spliced from 5 exons.
GUUCAAGCUCCUGCUCGAGGCACCGUAGUACAAAACCCUGUCCUCGUCUCUGCCAUUGCCAUAUGCCCCUCGUCUUGGUUGACUCGGAUGCUCAUCGGAUGCCGUACAUAUUCAUAUCAUCGGCUCAACUGACGCCGAAUUCGAUCAAUUGACGCCGUGGGGCAUGCAUAUGAGCUCAACACUGGCACUAUGAAGUUCGGAGAGCAACUCCGCUCCUCGCUAAUCCGGGACUGGUACUACCAUUAUAUCAGCUACGACGACCUCAAAGAUGGCCUCAAGACCGUCUUCGAAACCCCUCCUACCUCGGACAACCCUGACCCGAAGCGCCGACCGUGGACCGAGAAAGACGAGCAGCGGUUCGUGAAACUGCUGGAGCAGGAGUUGGAUAAGGUCUAUACUUUCCAGAAGGUCAAGAGCGAGGAGAUCGUUCGACGUAUCCAGGCCAGCGAGAAAGAAGUCGGGGAGGUGGUCACGCAUGCCACCCAGCUGAGGGAGGAGCAGGGGCAGGAGCAGGCUGAUGAAGCCUUGGAAGAGGAUUUCAUGCUGUUGGAGGAGGAUGUCAGCGAUAUCAUUGCGGAUGUGCAUGAUCUGGCCAGUUUCACGAGGUUGAACUAUACCGGAUUUCAGAAGAUCAUCAAGAAGCACGAUAAACAAACGAAGUGGCAUCUCAGACCCGUCUUCGCGGUUCGGUUAAAGGCCAAGCCAUUCUACAGGGACAACUACGAUGCCUUCAUCAUCAAAGUAUCGAGGCUAUACGACUUGGUGAGAACACGGGGUAGUCCAACUAAAGGCGACGCGGGCGCAGGGGGCAAGCAGCAAAAUUUCAUCAGAAAUACCACCAAAUACUGGGUGCAUCCCGACAAUAUCACCGAACUGAAGCUCGUGAUUCUCAAGCAUCUCCCCGUCCUCGUCUUUAACCCUUCCAAAGAAUUCGAGAAAAAAGACUCCGCCAUCUCCUCCAUCUACUACGAUAACACCGACACCUGGGAACUCUAUGAAGGCCGUCUCCAGAAGACCGAAGGCGCCGAAGCCAUCCGCCUCCGGUGGUACGGCGGUAUGGAGGCAGAGACCAUCUUCGUCGAACGCAAGACGCAUCGCGAGGACUGGACCGGCGAAAAGAGCGUGAAAGCCCGGUUCCCCCUCAAAGAGAACAAAGUCAACGACUACCUCGCCGGCCGCCUCACCGUCGACAAGAUCUUCGAGAAGAUGCGUCGCGAGGGGAAGAAGCCGGAGAAGGAGAUCAACGACCUCGAGCAGCUGGCGCGGGAGAUCCAGUACCGCGUGCUGACCCGUAGCCUCGUCCCCGUCACCCGCUCGUACUACAGCCGCACGGCGUUCCAGCUCCCUGGCGACGCCCGAGUACGCAUCAGCCUGGACAUCGAUCUAAGCAUGAUCCGCGAAGACAACCUCGACGACCGCCAGCGCGCCGGCACCAACUGGCGCCGGACAGACAUCGGCAUAGAUCAUCCCUUCCGCCAACUUCCCCCCUCCGACAUCGAACGCUUCCCGUACGCCAUCCUCGAAGUCAAACUGCAAACCGCUGCGGGCCAGCUCCCCCCGGAGUGGAUCCGCGAACUGACCGCCAGCCACCUCGUUGAGGCGGUCCCCAAGUUCUCCAAGUUCAUCCACGGCACCGCCGCGUUGCAGCCGGAGCGGAUCGCGCUCCUGCCCUUCUGGAUGCCGCAGAUGGACGUCGAUAUCCUCAAACCCGUGUCGCGGAACUUCGGGAUCGAGCGGCCGGGCCAGGUUACGGAUAUGUCGACAUCCGACACGUUCGACGACUCGGAUGAUGAGGACCUGCCAAAGGUCGACAACACCGAUCCGGAGGGUGGGGACGUGAAUCAACGCCGUCUCCAUGACGCGCGACGUAUGCUGCGGGCGCACGAGCGGGUUCAAGAUGCCAGUAAUGAAGACAUCGACGACGACAGGGACGACGACGACGAAGCUCAACCCCGCCCCGACGGCCGUGAACACGCAGACGAGCCACACGCUACCCACGACCCCAACACCCUCGACGAAGAAGAGCGGGUCGCCGCGUCGCCCAUCGAUGAGGACUACGUCUACGAGUCCGACCCAGAAGCAGAGCGACAGUACGAGCUAGAGCAGGCGCGGAAGAAAGGGAGAAAAGCGAAAUACGCGCUGCUGGCGACGCGAUGGGAAGUAUCGCGGGCGGCGAAGCGGGUGUCGCAGGUGGUGGCGCGCGGGAUGUUCACGCCCGGGACGGAGAUUCCGACGGGGGGGCGGGAGUUGGGGGUGCCGCAUGUGGCGGGGGAGAUGAAGCGGUUUCAGGCGCCGCCAGGGAAGCGCAUCCACGUCCCCAUCCGCGUCGAACCCAAAGUCCACCUCGCCAACGAGCGCACCUUCCUCUCCUGGCUCGAAUUCAGCAUCCUUCUCGGCUCCAUCGCCGCCGCGCUGCUGAACUUCGGCGACCGACUAACCCUCGCCGCGUCGAUCGCCUUCACCGUCGUCGCGCUGGUGGCGCUGAUCUACAGUGCGGUGCUGUACUACAUGCGUGUUGAUGCGAUUCGGGCGCGGAGGGUGGGGAGGAGGGUGUAUUAUGAGAAGUGGGGGCCGACGGUGUUGUGUGGGGGGGUGUUGGGGGCGAUGGCGGUGGGGUUUGUGUUUCGGUUGGUGAAGGGGGGGGAAGGGGGUUUGAAGGGGUAG